Marasmius oreades (fairy-ring Marasmius) is the source of this 471-nucleotide messenger RNA. RefSeq lists its product as uncharacterized. The transcript is spliced from 7 exons. Lineage: Eukaryota; Fungi; Basidiomycota; Agaricomycetes; Agaricales; Marasmiaceae. The coding region runs from base 1 to 471 and encodes 156 amino acids. The record is from RefSeq and is a predicted model, not a curated record.
AUGCUGUCUCCUGAACGGAUCAUAGCGUCUUUGGAAGGAGUGGAAGAUGCUAGAAUUGUUUCGAUUGCUUUCUUUGCUCUCUCAGUAUACGAGAUUUAUAAAGGUCAAAUUCUUUUGGUCAGGCAAGUGGACGACCUCUCGAAUCCUAUUCUUUAUCAACCGAUAUGUUCCCAUUACGAUCAUGACGUUCGCAUUCUUCGCGCUCGAGCUUCCCAAUCCAUCGGAAAGAUUGCAUCGGAAGUUGACUCCGUUCCCUGCACGAUAUCUAAGUCUGUUUACAACUGCGUAGUUGUCGCCUCUCCAUCCAAAUCUCAAUGUUCCUCAACAUUCUUGCCAUUGGAGUCAUUCAGGCAAUGCUUGUCUACCGGGUAUGGCACCUUUUCGGAAAUCGUAAAUGCGUUCAAUGGGCCGCAGUGGGCGCGUUCGCCUGCUCUAUCUUUUUCUCCCUCUUCUUUACGAUUGUUGUCCUAG